ACCAUCGGUGCAAGCCUCUACCCUCACCGCCUCUUGCUUGCGAUUCGAGAUAAAUAAAAACAAAAUGCGACGACGCAACCUUACUAUUUUGGUUUGUUGUGCUCUUCUAGUCGAACAGAUUGUAGCAACCGAAGGUGUUUGUCAAAACCGGAAACGGGCCGAUUGUUUGUUUACUCUGGAAAGCGGUAACAGUUACUAUCGAAAAGGACGCUCUUCCGAUAUGGCCAGCAAACUGUUCGCUUGUGAUUUUGAAGUUUUCGGAAUAGUGCAAGGGGUGUUCUUUCGGAAGUACACUCAGAAGCAGGCUAUCACUUUGGGACUGAAAGGAUGGUGCAAGAACACCCGCGAUGGAACCGUUAAAGGGCAAAUGGAAGGCGAGGUAAAACCGAUGAAUGAGAUGAAGCACUGGCUACAAACCAAAGGAAGUCCCACUAGCCGCAUUGAUAAAGCUGUUUUCACUGAAAUGAAGGAAAUAACCAAAUUUUCGUUCAACGAUUUUUCUAUCAAGCAUUAGACUAGUCACAACAGCACACUUCAUUAUUUUAAAUAUAAUUUCUGGGGCCAAUCCACAUUUGACAUUGUUUUUGCAAUAUACGAGAGCUCCGGAAAGCAUGUGAAGCGUGUGUUAUUAUAGACCUAUUUACGCGUUCAUAUCUACAAGACGAGUGGUGCCGAUGCCCAUUUUUUCAACAGCUGUAUUGAAUUUUGUGUAUUUCCCAAUAAUUUCGACCAUACAUUUGCAAUGCCAAAAAAUUACA
Messenger RNA from Ochlerotatus camptorhynchus, 758 nucleotides. It is a transcript of the gene Acyp2, whose product is annotated as Acylphosphatase 2. Bases 65 to 514 code for a protein of 149 amino acids. The transcript has 4 exons. NCBI's taxonomy places the organism in Eukaryota, Metazoa, Arthropoda, Insecta, Diptera, Culicidae. Gene Ontology annotation, molecular function: acylphosphatase activity. The record is from RefSeq and is a predicted model, not a curated record.